Mesocestoides corti is the source of this 1065-nucleotide messenger RNA. The record is from the annotation of a GenBank genome assembly. Lineage: Eukaryota; Metazoa; Platyhelminthes; Cestoda; Cyclophyllidea; Mesocestoididae.
AUGAAUAGUGUUCGAUCUGUCCCGUCUGUCAACUUUAAUGUUGAUAACGGUUAUUUGGAGGGUUUGAUACGUGGUUUAAAAGGUGGUAUCCUUAAGCAAUCCGACUACCUUGUCCUCAUUCAAUGUGAAACUCUGGAAGACUUAAAGCUCCAUUUGCAGGAUACUGAUUACGGAAACUUUUUGGCUAAUGAACCAGGCCCUCUUACAGUUAGCAUCAUCGAAGAGAAGAUGAGGGAGAAACUUGUUGGCGAAUUCCGAUAUAUCCGCAACCAGGCCUUCCAUCCUUUAACGCUAUUUCUUGAUUAUAUAACAUAUAGUUAUAUGAUUGAUAAUAUUGUGCUUCUCAUCACUGGUACACUCCACGAACGACCAAUUUCUGAAUUAAUAACAAAGUGUCACCCCCUAGGAACUUUUAUGCAAAUGGAAACGUUGCAUAUUGCUUCGACUCCCGCUGAGUUGUACACAGCCGUCCUUGUUGACACUCCGCUGGCUCCAUAUUUCAUUGACUGUAUCUCAAAGCAUGACUUGGACGAACUAAAUAUCGAAAUCAUACGGAACACGCUUUACCGCGCUUAUCUCGAGGACUUUUACGCCUUGUGCAAAUCAUUGGGAGGUUCAACUGCCGAAAUAAUGUGUCAGUUACUUGCCUUUGAGGCAGAUAGACGGUCUUUUCUCAUCACGAUAAACUCAUUCGGUACAGAACUGACUAAAGAGGAUCGUGCCAAGCUCUAUCCUCGCUGUGGUCGAUUGCAUCCAUAUGGCUUAGCUGCUCUUGCGAAAGCAGACGAUUUUGAUCAGGUUCGGCAUGUUGCUGAAUAUUACGCGGAGUAUAAAACAUUGUUUGAUGAUUCUGGCGAUGCUAUCGGUGACAAAACUCUUGAAGACAAAUUCUUCGAGUAUGAGGUACAGCUAAAUCUAGAUUCUUUCAUGCAGCAGUUCCACUUUGGCAUGUUCUACUCAUACAUAAAGCUUAAAGAACAGGAAAUGAGGAACAUAGUUUGGAUUGCGGAAUGUGUUUCACAGCGUCAUCGAGCCAAGAUCGACUCCUACAUUCCCAUUCUGUGA